Molecule: messenger RNA, 510 nt
Organism: Charadrius vociferus (killdeer)
Lineage: Eukaryota; Metazoa; Chordata; Aves; Charadriiformes; Charadriidae
Product: histone H2A-beta, sperm-like
Exons: 1
Coding region: 1-510 (169 amino acids)
Cellular component (GO): nucleosome
Molecular function (GO): protein heterodimerization activity; structural constituent of chromatin; DNA binding
Source: RefSeq, a predicted model, not a curated record
AUGUUCGGAGCAGAGGAGGUUUGCACGGCGCCUCAGCAGGAGAGGGAGUUGGAAGCGACAUGUGCUGGGGGCCCCUCGGAAGGCAGCGAAGCGCAGGCCAGAAAGAGCCGCUCCUCCCGGUCCUCGCGGGCCGGGCUGCUCUUCCCUGUGAGCCGCAUAGACCGGCAGCUGCGCAGAGGCCGCUUUGCUGAGCGCUUUGGAGCCAGGGCCCCCGUCUAUCUGGCUGCGGUGCUGCAGAGGGUGACGCACGAGACCAUGGACGUGGCUGGCACGAUCUGCAAGAACAGCAAGCAGAAGCGCAUUUCUCCAUCGCACUUGCAGGCGGCGCUGCAAAAGUGCUCCGUGCUCAAGCGGUCCCUGCGAGGAGCUGCAGGGCACAGGCGCCGCAGAAGGGCCGGUCCCCGAAGCCAGCACGUGGCCUCAGACUCCAAAAAGAAGAUGGCCAGGAGUAAGAAGAGGUGCCCCAGGCAAAGGCCUGUGCCUGCCCGUGCCACUGCUGCUGUCAAGUGA